Messenger RNA from Lemur catta (Ring-tailed lemur), 3682 nucleotides. It is a transcript of the gene GPR155, whose product is annotated as G protein-coupled receptor 155. The record is from RefSeq and is a predicted model, not a curated record. Lineage: Eukaryota; Metazoa; Chordata; Mammalia; Primates; Lemuridae. Gene Ontology annotation, biological process: transmembrane transport; intracellular signal transduction. The transcript is spliced from 16 exons. Gene Ontology annotation, cellular component: membrane. The coding region runs from base 250 to 2868 and encodes 872 amino acids.
GGGGCCUCGCAGCUGGGGCCGGGACGAGCUGACAGGGCCGCAGCGGCUAACCUCCAACCCCACUUUCUCGGAACGUGCCUGAGCUGCUGCAGCUGGCACCCGGCAGCGCUCAGCGAACAGGGCUGGGGGCGGGAGAUGACGGUGAUAUCCUCCCUGCUUGGCCCUCUGCGAGCACCGACUCCCUUCUCCUCGCAGCCCCAGGGCUGCAGACGAAGCAGAGAUCUGGUUGGAGUUGGAGGUUGAGAGAAAAUGAAUUCCUUUUCUAGUUUACCUGAAGAGAACUUAACCAUUGCAGUCAAUAUGACCAAGACUUUGCCUACAACAGUAACACAUGGAUUUAAUUCCACUAAUGACCCACCUUCAAUGUCAAUAACAAGGCUUUUUCCAGCCUUACUAGAAUGCUUUGGCAUAGUCCUUUGUGGCUACAUAGCAGGAAGGGCCAAUGUCAUAACAUCAACACAGGCCAAAGGACUGGGAAAUUUUGUCUCCAGAUUUGCACUUCCAGCUUUAUUAUUCAAAAACAUGGUUGUACUUAAUUUUUCCAAUGUGGAUUGGUCUUUCUUAUAUAGUAUCUUAAUUGCCAAAGCUUCUGUAUUUUUCAUUGUAUGUGUAUUAACCUUAUUGGUUGCCAGUCCUGAUAGUCGAUUUAGCAAAGCUGGACUAUUCCCUAUCUUUGCUACACAAAGUAAUGACUUUGCAUUGGGAUACCCUAUAGUUGAAGCUUUGUAUCAAACUACAUACCCAGAAUAUCUCCAGUACAUUUAUUUGGUGGCACCAAUAUCUCUUAUGAUGUUAAACCCUAUAGGGUUUAUCUUUUGUGAAAUCCAGAAGUGGAAAGAUACUCAAAAUGCUUCUCAAAACAAAGCAAAAAUUGUGGGACUUGGACUUCUGCGUGUAUUACAGAACCCAAUAGUAUUUAUGGUCUUCAUUGGUAUUGCCUUCAAUUUUAUUCUUGAUCGAAAGGUGCCUGUAUAUAUAGAAAAUUUUCUUGAUGGACUUGGAAAUUCUUUUUCUGGAUCAGCCCUAUUUUAUCUUGGUCUUACGAUGGUAGGGAAAAUAAAGAGACUGAAGAAGUCAGCAUUUGUUGUACUAAUUCUUCUCAUCACAGCUAAACUCUUGGUGCUGCCACUCCUAUGCAGAGAAAUGGUGGAACUCUUGGACAAGGGUGACAGUGUUGUGAACCAUACAAGUUUAUCGAAUUAUGCAUUUUUGUAUGGUGUCUUUCCUGUAGCACCAGGAGUGGCUAUCUUUGCAACACAGUUCAACAUGGAAGUAGAAAUUGUAACCUCAGGGAUGGUAAUAAGCACAUUUGUGUCUGCUCCCAUCAUGUACGUUUCUGCCUGGUUACUGACCUUUCCCACUAUGGACCCUAAGCCACUGGCAUAUGCCAUCCAGAAUGUUAGUUUUGAUAUAAGUAUUAUCAGCCUGGUCUCUUUGAUCUGGUCUCUGGCUAUUCUUCUUUUGAGUAAGAAAUAUAAACAGCUUCCUCAUAUGCUUACAACUAAUCUACUCAUUGCUCAGUCUAUUGUCUGUGCUGGAAUGAUGAUGUGGAAUUUUGUUAAAGAAAAAAAUUUUGUUGGACAAAUUUUGGUGUUUGUUCUAUUAUACAGCUCCCUCUAUAGCACCUACCUGUGGACAGGCCUCCUAGCAAUUUCUUUGUUUCUUUUGAAAAAGCGAGAGAGGGUACAAAUUCCUGUUGGAAUCAUCAUAAUAUCUGGCUGGGGAAUCCCUGCUCUCCUUGUUGGUGUUCUUUUGAUAACUGGAAAACACAAUGGAGAUAGCAUUGACUCAGCCUUCUUUUAUGGAAAGGAGCAGAUGAUCACCACAGCAGUAACCCUGUUCUGCAGCAUUCUGAUAGCCGGGAUAUCACUCAUGUGCAUGAACCGCACCACCCAAGCAGGAAGCUAUGAAGGUUUCGACCAGUCUCAGACCCACAAAACAGUGGAGCCUGGAAACACUGCUUUUGAAGACAGUCCAACACCAGUAAAUGAGCCAGAACUUUUUACAAGCUCUAUCCCAGAAACAAGUUGCUGCUCCUGCUCCAUGGGAAAUGGUGAAUUACGCUGCCCACCGACAGAGCCAGUAGCAAACACAAGCACCCGUGGGUCUGUGACUCCUUCUUUUGAGAAAAAUGAUCAUUGUGUGAGUCGCUGUAACUCCCAGAGCUGCAUAUUAGUGCAGGAAGAACAACAGUAUCUACAGAGUGGAGACCAGCAACUAACUCGACAUGUGUUACUGUGUUUACUUCUCAUUAUUGGCCUGUUUGCUAAUCUUUCCAGUUGUUUAUGGUGGCUAUUCAACCAAGAGCCUGGAAGACUAUAUGUUGAGUUACAGUUUUUCUGUGCCGUGUUUAACUUUGGCCAGGGAUUUAUUUCCUUUGGAAUCUUUGGAUUAGAUAAACAUUUAAUCAUCCUGCCUUUCAAAAGAAGACUUGAGUUCCUAUGGAACAAUAAAGAAACAGCAGAAAAAAGGGAUUCUCCUGUUUCUGAGGAAAUAAAAAUGACCUGUCAACAGUUUGUGCAUUAUCAUCGUGACCUCUGUAUCCGAAACAUUGUCAAGGAAAGAAGGUGUGGUGCAAAGACUUCUGCCGGGACCUUCUGUGGCUGCGACCUGGUGAACUGGCUAAUUGAAGUCGGCCUUGCCUCUGACCGUGGUGAAGCUGUGAUAUACGGAGAUAGACUGGUGCAAGGGGGAGUCAUCCAACAUAUUACCAACGAAUAUGAAUUUCGAGAUGAGUACUUAUUUUACAGAUUUCUUCAAAAGAGUCCUGAACAGAGUCCUACUGCUAUUAAUACAAGCAACCCCCAACAAGAAAGAUAUAAAGAAAUUGAGCAUUCAUCCCUAUCCUCACUUUCCCCUAAGACCUAAAUUAUGACAGGGAGAACCCCAUAUGGAAUCAUAUUCUAGCCCCAGAUCUAUUACUUUUUAGCUAUGUGACCUUGGGCAAGUUAUACCUGAGCCUCAGUUGCCUUUUCUGUAAAAUUUGACAAGAUGCUUUCCUAACCCAUGCUAAAGGUCUAUGAUUUUAUGUGUAACUAAAACAUAUAGGGAACUGACUUAGGAAAAAGAAAACCAAAGCAAAAUUUAUAAGUUCUGAUAAUGAAUAUAAUAAUUACAGUCAUUCCUCAGUAUCCACAGGGGAAUGGUUCCAGUACUCCUGCAGCUACCAAAAUCUGAGAAUGCUCAAGUCCCUUUUAUAAAAUGGUGAAGUAUUUGCGUAUAACCUACUCACAUCCUCCCGUAUACUUUAAAUAAUUUCUAGAUUACUUAUAAUGCCUAAUACAAUGUAAAUGAUAUGCAAAUAGUUGUUAUACUGUAUGGUAUAGGGAAUAAAGACAAGGGAAAAAGUCUAUACAUGUUCACUACAUAUGCAGCCAUUGUAGGCCUAGCAUUUUGAUCUGCAGUUGGUUCAAUCUAUGGCUGUGGAACCAGCACUUAGGGAGGGUUUUCUGUACUAUAAAUAAUACUAAUGUGCCAACACUGUAAAAUCAUUGCUUUCUGAAACUGUUUGCUAUAAUUUCAAAUAUCAACAUCCUAGUAACUAUUCCUUUAAAUUGACAGAUUUUGUAGGUGUAUUGCUCACAGGAAAUGGACCUUAAAUUAUGACAACUUUAUAUUUAUUCAUAUUACCUCCUAAGAAAGAAUUUUAAUGAUUCUAAUAAAAGGUUCUUACUAUUUUUAU